Messenger RNA from Aureobasidium musti, 1104 nucleotides. Lineage: Eukaryota; Fungi; Ascomycota; Dothideomycetes; Dothideales; Saccotheciaceae. The record is from the annotation of a GenBank genome assembly.
AUGGUACAAUCAUCGCCCGAACCUGGCAUUUUGCCUAGACAGUCUACUCUGCCUUUACAGAUUGGACGGAUACGCGCAGCAUCAGUUACCACCGCGAAUAAAAUUCUAAGCUAUGAUCCGCAGCCAGGGAUGUGGGCCGCAACUGGUACAGCGAUUGCACAUGCUCCAAACCUCACCGACUUGCGGAAGAACAACAUCGAUUUUGAUGUGGACGGACAUCUUGCGACCAAUCUUGAAUCGUCAGAAUCCGUUAACAAGGAACGAGCAACGACAUUGCCAAACAUCUCGCCAGUACCGUCGACCAACACAUCAAGCGGCGUUGACAAGAAACCAUUGAACACAUUGGUACAAACCUUGAGCCACUCGACAACGAAUUUAGAACCACCCAAAACGUGGAAACAGACUAUCAUCACUGGUCUCGUUGCCUUUUGGCGCUUCUUCAAAACACCAACCGGCUUCCUCAUCACUCUGUAUGGCCUCAAUGUCGUGGCUUGGGGUGCCAUGCUCUUUUCCCUGAUUCUCAAAGCAGCACCUGCCAUGAACCAUCCCGAUGGUGGUGAUGCCGACUCCUCGCCUCGCAAAAUUUGGAUUGAGAUUGAUUCUCAAAUACUGAAUGCACUCUUUUGCUUGACGGCUUGGGGACUUGCACCGUGGAGGUUCAGGGACCUCUGGUGGCUGUGCGUGUGGCGCUUUGGACGUGAAACCCAGAGCCGCUCAAGCGCAAUCAGAAGAUUGGCAGCAAGAAACGCCAGCUGGUUCCGUCUGCAAGAGAACUAUCUGUCGGAACAUGAAGAAGACGGCGUCAAUCCGGUGUUGAUACGUCGAGAAACCUUUUCAGGUGAAAGGGCACCUCCUACAGCACCUUGGAAGAUGGACUUUGUGGUAUGGAUGAUGGUGUUGAACACACUCCUGCAAGUUGGCAUGGCCUACAUGAUGUGGAGAUACAAUCGGAUCGAUCGUCCGACUUGGGGAUCCGGUUUGUUCAUUGGCCUAGGAUGUGCAGUGAGCAUGUUUGCUGGCUUGAUGUCCUGGUGGGAAGGAAGGAAGAUCAAGAAGAUCGAAGGACCAAAAGUUUUGAAGGAUAAGGAGAGUACAGAAGUCUGA